AUGCAGAUUCCAAAGAGGAAAGCGAACGAAGAGAACAUCUAUGGAAGGUACUUUAGAAACUACUUAAAGGAAACCACCGUGCAUGGGUUUCGCUAUGUCGUGGAGGGCCUCUCAGUGUAUGAAAGGUUCUCCUGGACAUGCGUCAUUUUGGCGGCCAUUUCGUAUGCGGUCUAUUCUGUGGUAAACUCUGUCCAUGAGUACGAGGUGAACCCGGUGAGUACCACUUAUGCUUCGGCCCCACUUUCCUCGGCCCCUUUCCCCAAAAUAACGGUGGAUGGAGGAAGUGUGUGGGAUCCCAUGGGGUUUACCCGACAGGCCUUGCUCAGAGCCAAAUCCGACGAAAACGAUAAUCUGAACCAAAAGUUUUUUUUCAUCUCCGAGCAAGUAUGUCAAAGAUUUUAUGGACCCUUGGCUGCGUAUUUAGAAAGUCGCUUGACAAUGGUCAAAUAUCGUCAGUUACUGAGAGGCGCCACUCUAAACACUGAUCUACUAGUGGAUGAUCAAUACGCUCAUGUAUUCGAAGAUAUAUUUCCGAUAAUGAAGGAGAGAUCGGAUGUUCAUCAACUUGUAGUCCACAUGGCAGCCUUGGAGCUUGACUAUCCGCAAACCAUCGACGAGGUUUACGCAAAAUUCUUGGAGUUGCCAGUGUGCUUGACCUUCAUCAACAUGGGUCAAUACUUUGGCAGCCCUUCAAGACAAUUCCGUUUUACGUCUAGUGCCCUUUUCAACCUCAAAUCCAAUGGCCCUCCAAUCACCGAGAAAAGCUUUGCGGAAUGUUCUCAAGCCAAUACCACCCGAUGCGAAAAGCAGUUACUAAAAGCGACCUCCAAACUCAUCUUACUCAAAUAUUUGGAUCAAGACUCUCGAGCAGUUUGGCCCUUGGGAGAAUUCCUGUCCAGAUUUUGGAUAGGGCUUUUUCGGCGUCCUUUCUUAUCUCGUGUUCCCAAAAUACGGUUGAAAGAACUCCUUGACCUUCAACGGGGUUCCCCAGACACCCGAAGCUACGAGAAGGAAUCGCGCACUACCCCGCUUGAAUCCUUUGAAUGCGUGGACGACAAAGUCAUGGCCAAAACUUUAACCGAACUGGACGAAUCAGAGCUGAUCAUGAACAGCUACCUCAUAAACGUGACAAAAUCAUUGAGUGACAUGGAACUGGACCUGUCUUACUAUGAGUUGAGCCUGUUGCUAGAUUUCCCGAAGUACAGUUAUUGUCCCUUGCUUCAUCAAGCUAACUUUAUUCAGGCUCAACAUAGGUGCUCUUUUCGCGAAUACGAAGGACAAAGUAGAAGAUGCGGAACGGAACAACAAACUCAGGCCAUUUCAGGAUGUUGCAAGAUCAGAAAACAAAUAUCUCAGAUGCACGAACUGGUUCUCAAAGUCAUGAAAUACAACCAACAAGCCCCAAAGAUGUUGGGUAGCUUUGAUGAAAGCCUUCGAGAUUUUGAAAAUGCUUCAACCCAUUUUGGGAUGAAUAUCGACACGUUGGAUAGAUUUUCUAUAAUCCACAAAAACCCUCGAAUUUUUGCUUGUGAUUGGUUAAGCCGUGAUCGGAGUUUUCCUGACCCAGUAAAGUGCGACCUUUUCCACCGGGAUUUUACCAAUGCUGGCCUGGGUUUUUCCUUUAACAAUGCCUACUUUGAGGAUAUCUACAAGAUGUCACCUUUCAUGGAAACAUUUCGAAACGUCAUGCUUCCCAAUUCUCGCCAAAAUGGGGAUGAAAUUCGAAGGCUCCAAGUUUCUGGACCGAGAAAUGUGCUACGCGUUGUCCUUCAAAAUUAUGACUAUUUGGAUGAAGUGCAAGACAUCCAUAUCAACUUAGACUUGGGCCAGACCAAUCGCUUUCUGGAAAUGAAACACGAGUUCAAGAUUGCCAUCAACAAUCCGGACUCCUUGCCAGAUCUUCGCGGUAACUUCAUUGAGAUCAAGUCUGGCUUUCAGUACAAAAUCCUCAUCACUCCCGUACAAUACGCAUCGGAUCCGUCAGUUGAGGCAUUAUCAUAUGAGGAUAGAAAUUGCCGCAUGGCCCAUGAAAUUGAGGAUUUCAAAGUUUUUGACAAGUAUUCUCAAUCCGGAUGCAUCUUGGAAUGCCAACUGAAACGGGCCCUAAAGAUAUGCCGUUGCAUCCCCUGGAACUUCCCUCACUUUUAUCAAGACAAUGGUGAACUCACCGAUAUCUGCGAUUACGAUGGUAACGCAUGCGUGGAUCAAUUGAUGGACGAUUAUAACCAAACGGAAUCAAUCACGGAUUGCCAAUGCUACCCGGAAUGUGAUUCUUUUGUCUACUCUUAUUCCCUUUCGGUCAACGUGCUGGAUGACCUUUGCCAGAACUCGAGCAUCAAGAGUUAUUUAUCAUCCGGAUAUUACAACAACCGUGAGGAGUUUAUUGGAGCGAGAGUGGAUGCCUUGUUGUGGGGGCGCCGAAUCGAUUCCGUGUCUGACGAGUCAAAUAUCAAAUUCUGUCAAGAGGAGAUGCUGAAAAUCGCGCAGAUUGAAUUUCAAUUCAUCGGCCAAGACUUCACAAUUAUCUCGAGGAAUGUUAGAACCACAUUCAUCUCGGCUUUGGCCAACUUGGGUGGAUUGGUGGGUCUUUUUACCGGAAUGAGCUUUUUAAGUCUAUUUGAGAUGAUAUUUUGGCUGUUUCGGAUGGUCGAAGAAAUCAUAAUAUCCUUCAGUUUGAAACCAAACAAAACAAUGCUAGCCAAGCGCGUGGUUCAGAUGAAAUGAACCUAAUGAUGGUGGCAUAUAUUUGAGCCCUCAGAUUGGUCUAUAACCAUUAUUUUGCACACUCCUUCACUAUUGCCAUCAUUCAAGCUUUGAAACAUUAAUCUUGCAACAUGGUUUUCAGCUUGUUUCGUUUCCAUUCUACUUGUUGGGGGACAAAGGAAACCAUUCACUCUACCCAGAUUUUGGGUGAACACCAGGUUGUAAAUGCAAUGUUUGAAUAAUUGCCAACCAAUCACUAUAUUGAAAGAACACUUUACCUAUGUAUUUGCCAUUUCCCGUCUACUUACAUGUACAAUAGAGGCCGAUUGUACAUGUCAUGUCCGAGUUAAUUUUCCAUCACAUUACGAGAACGUAAGGAGCACCAGCCGAAUUUGUCGAUGACAGUUGCUCGGUGGGGCUACAUACGCGUACGUACAGUAUAUGUAUAAUGAUGUGUUUCGUUUCAUUGAGGUGCAUCUACCAUAUGAUUUCUGAACAGAACUAAUCUUUUCUCAAGUCACAGUUUGAUUUCAAAUAAGCUUUUUGCACAGUCAUUCAAAGAAACAAUUAGUCGUAGUGACAGUCUAACCUGAGACAAAGAAUCUCCAUUUUCGAACGAAAAAAAGAACAGAGCUCAGCAAACCGUGCAACGCACUCACUGCCUGUACGUAGUAGAUAUUACGCACAGUACACACGCACGAGGAGUGCUCCUGAGUCCGUCUCAAGCUAUGUAAACCUAAAGCCAAAGGGAAAUGAAGCCGCCAUCCACAAGAUUGCUGCAUUCAAGUCCCAUGUGUUAUCGUUCAAGUUGGUGACCGUCUUCGGAAGGAAGUCUCACCGCCUGGUUGUUCUAUCUAUUGUCCAACUUGAUCCUGACUCACACUUGCUGCCAUUGCUAUUCGAGUCCGUCCAAUGACGAAAAAGACAGACACACUUGAUGGAUUCCCAGUAAAUGUGGCACAAUUGUCGUGGACUUGGCGCACUGAGUCGAGUGACACGUGACGGUUGGCAUAAUGACCAAAGUCGAAUCUGAAAGCCGGCCAAAAAAAGAAGGAGUGAAAGAACUGCAUCGGGGCCUUGAUGCUUGGCAAUCUACUGAAACCAAUCCGAGCAAUCCAAGACACUUGCAGCAUAGCGGACACGGCUAGUGUUGUUUCUUCUCACGUGGCGCUGCUUGAUUUGAAUUGUUUCCAUUGGAGGACGUGAGGGUAAAAAAAAGCGUUGGGAGUUGGGACUAGUCAAUCCCGCUGAAAUGUAAUUAAAAGCACAAUUCAGCCACUGGAAAUGACUUCUUUGAGAUCAAAGGCGAAAGAACCAUAGACGGACAGAAGAGCCUCUCUUUCUCUUUCUCUGCUAUUGGAAUCAUCAAAUAAAACAAAAUGGGUGUGUUUCCCCUCUCGUCUUGAAUUGAGUCAGACAAGUCAAGGACAAACCAUCCAUGUUCAACACUGACGGCUUUGGCUUUGGCAUUGGGAUUGAUUAAUUUUCCCUCUUGACGAACCACGCGAGAAUCAACAAGUUUAACGCUUGCAAGAAUGGCUGUUAUCAUCCAUUUGUACUUUACUUGAGUUCGAAGGGAACUGUUAGUUUUGUGAGCAACUACGACUAGAUAAUUUUGCGUAUAUGUAUGUACAUCCUAUUGAAAUCGCUAAUAACAGUAGUUUGUAAUCAUUUGACACCGACCCUGUGGUCAGUCAUACUAUCCGUGGCCACAAGCACCUCUUUAUUCAGACUGAAAAGUACAGAGUGUGUUCUUUGUAAUCUUUGUUAGCUCUUGGACUUGGAAAGCUGUCAGUUAUUUUGUGUUAAUAAAACUUGGGGACCUUUCUUAGCUUCUGAUAU
Messenger RNA from Tigriopus californicus, 4545 nucleotides. RefSeq lists its product as uncharacterized. Gene Ontology annotation, molecular function: ligand-gated sodium channel activity. The record is from RefSeq and is a predicted model, not a curated record. Gene Ontology annotation, biological process: sodium ion transmembrane transport. The transcript has 3 exons. Bases 1 to 2724 code for a protein of 907 amino acids. Gene Ontology annotation, cellular component: membrane. NCBI's taxonomy places the organism in Eukaryota, Metazoa, Arthropoda, Copepoda, Harpacticoida, Harpacticidae.